GACUCUCAACCACUGCGCCACCAGGGAAGCCCCAAAAGUCAAUUCUUUAAAACAAACCAUUUAAUAGAAAGUAUAGCAGGCUGAAUAAUACUCCUUUUCCCCCAGCCACCCCAGAGAUGUUUGGAUCCUAAUCCCUAGAACCUGUGAAUAUGUUCCAUUAUAUGGCAGAAGGGUCUUGACAGAUGUGAUUAAGUUCAGGAUUUUGAGAUGGGGAAAUUAUCCUUUAUUAUCUGGGUGGGCUUGAUAGAAUCACAGAAGUCCUUAUAAGAGAGAGGCAGAUGAUCAGAGGAAGAAGCAAUGUCACCCUGCAAACAGGAAGAGAAAAGGCUAUAUUGAUGUGAGUCCAUGGGCCAAGGAACGUGGGUGGCCUCUGGAAGCUGGAAAAGGCAAGAAAACAGAUUCUCCCCUAAAGCCUCCAGAAGGACCAGUGCUGCUAACAUCUUAAUUGUAGCCCCAUAAGACUCAUUUUGGACUUCUGACCUCCGGAAGUGCAAGAGAAUAAAUUUGUGUGGUUUUAAGCUACUAAAUGUGUGGUAAUUUGUUACAACCCCAGAAGGAAACUAAUACAGAAGGUAUCUGGGAAAUGAACAGCUGUACCAUGUUCCCUUUAGUCAUUAUUUCUAGUCGCUUUUAUGAGCAAAGCUUGUCUUACCUAGCAACAGUUGCUAAGUAAGUUAACAGUUUAAUCUAGAGUCUAGGAGGGAGCAACUGCUUAAAUCUUCCCAAAUCCAGUGCCCAGACCUUAUAUGGCAGAGGCUUUCAUUACCGUUCUUUACCAUUAGGCACAUAACCACUACCUAAUCAUGGCAAAUCAUUUAAUCCUUGCAAGCCUCUAGCAUUAUCUUCAAACCUUGAACCUCUUCCAGCUUUCUCAAACGUCUAGCUUUUCUUAAAAUUACUUUUUCUGAUCCUUAGAGUGUUUUGACUGUACUUAGUAAAAGACAAAUUUAAUUAUGAUCAGAAAUCCGAAUUACACAAACUUUGUUUGCUGUGCUGUAUGUAAUAAGAUAAUUCCACCAGCCCCCUUUGGGGAAAUCUUCAAACGGAUCCAUGAGUACAAGCCAUUUAAGACACGCUUUUACACUCACAAAGAUAUACUGGAUAUUGGGACAGAUAUUCUGAAUAAAGGAGAGCAGUUUCAAGAAGCUGUACUCAAAGAACGUAUUGCAAAAGCAGAAGCUGACAUAUGGGCUAAGGCAGAUGAACGCCAAAGAGAAGCAGUGAAGAAAGCCCUUGAAGAAGCAAAUGACAUGCACAAAAUGAAAAUCCAGAUUCUGAAAGAGGAACAUCAAAAAGAUUUACAGGAAAUGGUAUCUAAGACCAAGAUCGAGUUGCAUCAAAACAUGGAGGAAGAACUACAGCGAGAACACCUGGCUGCCGAGCAACGCAUGGUCCACAGGAUCCAGAGGAUCAUGAUGGAGUGCCACCAGGAGAAAGUCCAGGCCGUGGAAGAAGCCCGGGCCCAGGAGAGGCACAUAGCCCAGGAGGAGAUCCAGGCCCAGAGAAGAAAGGCCAUGGAGGAACUUUUGAGAGCUGGUGUCACAGUUAUGAAGGAUCAAAAGAACAGUGUGAGCCAACUGAUAAAGGAAAAAGAACAUGAAAUGAACGUCUACUAUUGCAUGGCUCAGAAACAGAAGCAAGAAGAGGUUCAGAAAGUGCUUCAAGAAGCGGAGAAAACACAUCAGGCCACGCUUGGAAAUGUGAUGGACAAACUGCUUAACACUCAGGGGGAGCUGCUGUCUAUGGCGAAGCAACUGGAAAUCAUGACAAAUUGGAAAGAUUUCCUGGAGGAGGAGUUACAGGAAACCAGGGUAGCAUUUCAAAAAUACAUCAAUUAUACGUUUCCGAAGCUCUCACCGGGACAUGCAGAUUUUAUUCUGCCAGAAAGAAAGAAAAUACCUUCCAGUCUUAUUACUCAGGAGAGCCAAGCAACUCUUGAUUAGAAGUCUUCAUCUGAAAUGGCACUACAAAAGACAUUGUUCUAAAGACUAAAUAAAUCCACUCAAAAACCAUUUAUUGAUCCCUGGUUAUGUGCAGCGGACUAGUGAGCUGUGAGCAUUUUGAUGGAAAACCAAAAUAUGCAAAAGCACAUUCCAGGCUACGAUGAGGUUCCAAGUCUGAUGGAGGAGAGAUAACAGUGAGAGGGGUCAAAACUGACUAGGAGGGAAAAAGAUUUCUUGGAAGUCUAAACAUACUUCUGUAUCUGGCUUUACUCACGUUUACAUCAGACAUUUAACUAUUUUAGUAUUUGUUGCAGUUAAAAAACAGUAAAGGGACAUGUUCUUAGAUGGUUUCCGUUGUGGAGAGGUGUGUCUAGUAAUCCAGUAUGUCUAGUAAUCUAGUCUAAAGAUUAUUAUUUUGUGAACUGCAAUAGCUUUGUAGGAAAAAAAGCAGUGUUUCUCAGAUUCAGUAGGAUAAAACUUAAAUUCUGGGAAGCCUAUAUAAAAUAAUUAAGAAAGGACUCUCUUAUAUUUGCCAUUUGUGAAAGAAAAAUAUGUCUUUAGAGGUCAGAUUCCUUGCCUCAGGGAUGGGGAGUCCCCUUAUGUUUAUACCCAAGCCCAGGAGUGCUUGGAACUAGGUCAAAAUGCAGAAAAGCAUUCUGUACCGCAAUGCUCAGGGCCAACAAAUGUCAACAUCUACUGAAUUAAAAUGGAAGAAAACCCAAGCCAUAAAGACUGCUCCAAAAAAAUCUAUCCACUUUAAUGUAGCAUCCUUAAAUUAUUAAUCACCAACUUAUAUUGGUGGCUUUAAAAUUAAGUACCUGGAAAGCCGUUUUCAGUAAAUUAAAAAGUGCUACUGUCAA
Molecule: messenger RNA, 2803 nt
Organism: Delphinapterus leucas (beluga whale)
Lineage: Eukaryota; Metazoa; Chordata; Mammalia; Artiodactyla; Monodontidae
Gene: C12H6orf163
Product: chromosome 12 C6orf163 homolog
Source: RefSeq, a predicted model, not a curated record